AUGGCAUUCCAAGAAUUCAGCCAGGUGUCAGCCCGUCGAAGGGCGGAAAGGCAGGAAAAGCUGAGAAAGAGGUUAACCAUCGCAGCAGUUGUUAUAGUUGUUCUCCUUAUUAUAAUUGCCGCAGGCGUCUUCGCCAUCGUUUACAUAUCGGAGCGUUCAGGUUCAAGCAAGUCGUCUCAGCAAGAAGUAAAGCCUAAAAAAGAUAAGUCGCAGCGCGCCGAUAGGAUAAAGAUGAUAUGUAACCCUACAGACUACCAAAGCGUAUGCGAGUCAAGCCUGAAGAAGGUGUUGAAGAAUAAUGCCUCCUCCACCAACCCCAAGGAUGCUCUCAGGGCUUCGAUUGUGGUGACCCUGGAUGAGGUUGAGAAUGUGCUCAACCAAACAUCAAAGUUCCGUUUCGAAAACAAAGAAGAGCAAGGUGCCUACGAGGAUUGUAAGCUGCUGCUUCAAGAUGCCAAGGAGGAAUUACAGGAUUCAAUUUCCACCGUUAGUGACAAGGACGUCGAGAUGCUCCCCUCCAAGGCUGAUGACUUGAAUAAUUGGCUAAGUGCUGUAAUAUCAUACCAGCAGACAUGCAUUGAUGGAUUCCCUGAAGGGAAAUCCAAAACCAAAAUGCAGAAGACCUUGGGUAAUACAAAAAUUUUGACUAGCAAUGCUCUUGCCAUUGUCGCUGAAGUGUCCUCCAUCUUGUCAACUCUCCAGUUAUCGGGAGGAAACAAACGUCGCCUUCUACAAGCCACCAGUACUAGUACUAGUUCUAGUACCAGUACCAGUACCAGUCUGGGUGAGGACGGCCUCCCUAAUUGGAUGUCCCAUGAAGACCGCAGGAUGUUGAAGGCACGUUCCGUCAACCUCAAGCCCAAUGCCGUUGUGGCCAAAGACGGAAGUGGAGAUUUUAAAACCAUUUCCGAUGCUUUGGCUAAAAUACCUAAAAAAUACACUGGGCGGUACGUCAUUUACGUUAAGGCAGGAGUUUACGAUGAGACGGUGAUAGUGACCAAGGAUAUGGUAAAUGUAACAAUGUAUGGGGAUGGAUCAAUGAAGAGCAUUGUCACAGGGAGCAAGAAUUUUGUAGAUGGGAUUAGGACCUUCCAGACUGCAACUUUUGCGGCACUGGGCGAAGGGUUCACGGCCAUGGCCAUGGGAUUCAGAAACACAGCUGGUCCAGAAAAGCAUCAGGCAGUAGCCCUCCGGGUCCAAGCUGACCGUUCCGUCUUCAUCAACUGCAGGAUGGAAGGGUACCAAGAUACGCUAUAUGUACAAACCCACCGACAGUUCUACCGGAGUUGUGUGAUUGCCGGCACUAUCGACUUCAUCUUCGGCGAUGCAUCAGCAAUCCUUCAGAACUGUAUGAUUAUGGUCCGAAAGCCCUUAGACAACCAGCAGAACACUGUUACUGCCCAAGGAAGGGCGGACAAGCGGGAAACUACAGCCCUUGUUAUACAAAAUAGUCGCAUCUUGCCCGAUGAUAAACUAGUACCUGAUAGGACAAAGAUCAAGAGUUAUCUUGGUAGGCCAUGGAAGGAGUAUUCUAGGACUAUUAUUAUGGAAUCAACCAUCAGCGAUGUGAUUCAACCAGAUGGAUGGUUACCUUGGGAUGGUGACUUUGCCCUCAACACAUUGUUUUAUGCAGAGUACAACAAUAGGGGACCUGGGGCUAAGCUUACCGCUCGUGUCAAAUGGCCUGGUUUUAAGGUCAUUAAAAAGGAUGAAGCCGAUAAAUUUACUGUCGGAACUUUCUUAGAAACAAACUGGAUUCAGGCCUCAGGUGCACCAUUUCGUCAAGGCUUAUAUAACUGA
Molecule: messenger RNA, 1800 nt
Organism: Nelumbo nucifera (sacred lotus)
Lineage: Eukaryota; Viridiplantae; Streptophyta; Magnoliopsida; Proteales; Nelumbonaceae
Product: Plant invertase/pectin methylesterase inhibitor superfamily
Biological process (GO): cell wall modification
Molecular function (GO): enzyme inhibitor activity; pectinesterase activity
Source: RefSeq, a predicted model, not a curated record